AUGACACCGGCUCCUAAAACUAAACUUGCGCCCGUCCCCAAGGGCUGCAAGGUUCAAAAGAGACCGCUCGUGCGCCAGCAACAGCCCGCCUCAUCAAAUUCUCGUCUCAUCUACGUGUCUUCUUCAACCCGCUUCAUGGCGGUGGUGAAACGUGUUCGCAAGCGGCUGGAUAAAGCUGCCGUCGGCGGCUCUAAGCCACCCAACAAGAGGAUGCACCUUAGCGCGAGGGUAGAAGCCCUGAAGAAGACGGACGGAACCAAAGGUAGUGGUGCGGAGGUCGUUGUGUUAGGUACGGGGAAGGCUGUUGAGAAGACACUAAAGGUGGCGAGUUGGUUCUCUGAGGAGAAGGACUGUGCGGUCUCGAUUAAGACGAAGACUGUUGGUACUGUCGAUGAUAUUGUGGCCGGAGAUGAGGCUGAGGCUGAGGAUGAGAGCCGUGUGAGGAAGCUCAGUUGUUUGGAGAUCACGAUUAAACUACGUUGA
This is a messenger RNA of Scedosporium apiospermum, 483 nucleotides long. RefSeq lists its product as uncharacterized. Bases 1 to 483 code for a protein of 160 amino acids. NCBI's taxonomy places the organism in Eukaryota, Fungi, Ascomycota, Sordariomycetes, Microascales, Microascaceae. The record is from RefSeq and is a predicted model, not a curated record. Gene Ontology annotation, molecular function: RNA binding. Gene Ontology annotation, cellular component: ribonuclease MRP complex; nucleolar ribonuclease P complex. Gene Ontology annotation, biological process: intronic box C/D snoRNA processing; rRNA processing; nuclear-transcribed mRNA catabolic process, RNase MRP-dependent. The transcript is spliced from 2 exons.